Molecule: messenger RNA, 795 nt
Organism: Caenorhabditis bovis
Lineage: Eukaryota; Metazoa; Nematoda; Chromadorea; Rhabditida; Rhabditidae
Source: the annotation of a GenBank genome assembly
AUGGCUCAACUGCGUCGUUCUGCACGUCUUGCCGCUAUUCCAAAGACUCCUCCAAAACCAGCUGAAGUUAAAAUCAAAUCACCACUGAUACCGUCUCCAUAUUUUCGAAGAGCUAUGCUUGCUGCGGCUCCACCGCGCAUUGCACCAAUAUACAACUAUAACAAAUUAACAAUUCAUGAUCCUAUGCGCAGUUCGUUGGGCGGCUUCAAUGAAAAUCGUCGAGUUCCUUUUCUUGACAAACUGCGGCCACUGCACGAAAUUCUUGCACUCUAUGAAGUAAAACAAGAACCCGAGGAACCUGCUGCGCCUCCGCAACCUACGAAGAGACAAAUGACCAAAGACGAAUUGAAGAAGGUUUUGGAAUAUAUGGCGAAAGCCCCCGUUCGUUCGUUUGUAUACACAAGAUUGUUCUUGCGAGAAUUGUUUGGCGAUGACAAGGAGAACGUUUUCAUAAAUCCCAUUCUUUCGAAUUUAUGGGUCUUCUUGAAAAGCGAAUCACCAGAUGUACGACUGAUCCCGAGUGAUUUGGUUUUCGAUGAUCACGGAAUUGAAACACUUUUGGUAUAUAGAGUGAUGAACACAAUGAAUGGAAGUUUUGGAAAUGCAUACGAUGACAAAAAAAUCUACAAGGACAGUGCCAGAUUGACGAUCCGAAGAGCAGAACUUGUUGAGCGUUAUUAUAACGAGCUGGUUCGCAACAACGUUGUGAUUUUUGGCUUACACAUCAAGAAUGAUGAUCUCAAAAUGCUCAAAAAGUUGUGGGAACAAUGCGCCAAUGCUCAAUUUGCUCUCUAA